AUGGAUGGAAAGGUUGACUCAUUGUUAAGAUGGCUAAAAAAAUCAGAUAAAUUUUAUAUAGCGCAAAAUAUCAACAUCAGCGAGUCACCAGAAUCGGGCAGAGGAAUCGUCCUCAGCCACGACUCUGUCAAAAAAAAUGAUGUCAUUAUAUCUGUACCAAGCUCGAAGCAACUAAAUUUUCACACAAUCCUGUAUCAUAUUUCAAAGUUCAAUAAAGAGCUCAAUAUUCCUGGCGUCACAAUCGAUAGAAACCUGACCGACAGCGAGGAGAGCACUAUCGCUGGGGAAAGUAGAGGUCCAAUAGACCCGAGAUUCGAACUUUAUUCUCAAUUGUCGAGGGACUACUUGCUGAAUUUAUCAUCAUUUCAAUUGAUAUCAUUUUACAUAUUGGUGGAAAACUAUUUAUUACCAAAAUGGACUCAUAAUGAAAUUCACUCAGAUUGGAAACCAUUUUUUGAUAUAUGGCCUUUUAAGGAAGAGCUGCGGUCCAUUCCAGCUAUUUGGAAUUGUGAACCAAACUCACAGUGCCGCCCGCUGAUAGAAUACCUACCGACUGCUUCACGGAACCAUAUGAUAAGAAUCAGCGAACUUGUCAGGGAAGACUGGAAGACUAUUUCAGAAGUAAUUUUUGACUGGAACAAAGUUUGUAACUCAACAAGUGGAAUUAAAAGCUCUGAGAAACUUACCAGUAAUGAAUUAUUUUCCCUAUUUCUACAUGUCUAUUUCGUUAUAAAUUCAAGAUGCCUUUAUGCCGAAAUUCCGUUGAAAAUGGAGGACCGUUCGAGCAAUUUCACUUUAGUACCAUAUGUUGAUUUCCUUAACCACAUUUGCGAGGUAGAUUUACAUUGCUAUCCUCAAUUAAAUGCUCUGUUGAAAUCAGAAGGAGAGGAAAUUAUUGGAAUUGGGCAAUUCAGCAUUAGAUGUGGCGAAUACUAUUACAACAAUAUCAAUGAGGAACUUUUUUUGAAUUAUGGUGCCCACUCCAACGAUUUCCUAUUGAACGAGUAUGGAUUCGUAGUAAGUGAAAACAAAUGGAAUUACCUAGAUAUCUCUAAUGAUAUAAUUGAACUAAUAAACGACGAUAAAGAGGAGGUCAAAACGUUUUUAGUAGAACAUGAUUAUUGGGGAGAUUACACAAUCAAUGGGGGUGAUAUAAGUUAUAGAAUACUAGUAGCUUUGAGCUAUUAUCUAACUCGAGACAAAAGAAGGGUUCAAAAGUUUAUUGAAGGGUACAUAUCAGAAGAUUACUUCAAACCAAAAAUAUCUUCAAUUUUAAAAGUAUUAUUGGCUGGAUUAAGUGUAAAAUUUACGGAAACUCUGAACCAGUUGACAAAACAAGCAGAUAAUGCCGAGGAUAAACUAUGUUUGCAGAACGUCAUUACCAUAUACGCAGGGUAUAUAAAGAUUCUUGAACGAAACUUGCAAACCCUAUAA
Messenger RNA from Saccharomyces kudriavzevii IFO 1802, 1434 nucleotides. RefSeq names its product protein-lysine N-methyltransferase (gene RKM2). Bases 1 to 1434 code for a protein of 477 amino acids. Gene Ontology annotation, molecular function: protein binding; protein-lysine N-methyltransferase activity. The transcript has a single exon. NCBI's taxonomy places the organism in Eukaryota, Fungi, Ascomycota, Saccharomycetes, Saccharomycetales, Saccharomycetaceae. Gene Ontology annotation, biological process: peptidyl-lysine monomethylation; peptidyl-lysine trimethylation. The record is from RefSeq and is a predicted model, not a curated record.